This is a messenger RNA of Spirometra erinaceieuropaei, 483 nucleotides long. Lineage: Eukaryota; Metazoa; Platyhelminthes; Cestoda; Diphyllobothriidea; Diphyllobothriidae. The record is from the annotation of a GenBank genome assembly.
AUGUCUCUGGCAGCCCCCUCUGCCGGCCAGUCCUCGGAUCCGGACCCUGUAGCCACCGCUGACAACCACACCGCGGUUCAUCCGAACAGUGGCGCUGGCGGCAAUGAUGGUGGCGGCGUUUGCACGGAGCCUUGGAAACGAGGGAAUCUUGAUCAGCAGCCGCGGAUGUCUUCAUCUGGACGCUUCAAAGUCACGGCGAAGCGUCGCUGCCCAUCUCCAUCGUCCACCGCCACCAACAUUGGCAGUGGCGCAACCGAUCGACAGGACUCCUCCCAUCCACAUCGCGUGAAACAACGCGUCCGUGUGCGGGGACGUCGGCGUGUUUACACAGGCGGCUCUUCGGGAAGUAAUAGUAGCAGCAGUAGCAGUGAGUCCGUCUCAUCUGACGAGGAGGACGACGAUCUCUGGACACCAAGCGGUGUCUCGCGGCGUAGCACCACCCGAAGACCCUCUUCUCGUGGUGGCAGUCGAUUUUCCAGAUGA